CUGGGAGCUCGCGCUGCUGCGCUCCCCCGCGUGUGCGUGCGUUGAGUUUCAGCCCAGAUUUCGGUGCUGCACAACAAGCCGGUUGCGCGUUACACAGGACGGUCUGUGACACUCUGAUGGUCCAUCUUCUUUCCUAAUAAAUUUGUUGAAGAGAUUAGAAUUUCCAAAAUAAAGCGGCCGCCACCUCCACCACCACCACCACCACACACAUUCAAUGCAGUUAGAAGGAAAAGGUCAACUCGGUGCCAGACAGACCCUGCUGUCGGAGGCUCACUGUCCUGGGCAUGUGUUUCGGGUCUGGUUCUUGCCCUUCUCUCCGACACUGCACGGGGCAGACAAUACCCCAGGCGUCCCGGUCCCUUCCUGACGCCGCAGUGGUAACCGCGUUCUAUUCCGGCAACACCCAGACGAGAGAGAUCGGCCUUCUCCCCCCUUCGCAGGAAAAGAUGGACCAGGACUGAAGGGUGUCGGACGCCUGGGGCGCGCUCGUGGGACGCGGAGACGUGGAAGCUGCUGCUGCUGUUGUUUCCUUCCGAGAGCGAGCCCCGCGGAGCCAAGCGAAUGUCCCCUCACCUCCCCAGGAAAGUUCUCCGGCUUUUGAUGCUCCAGAGCUCGAAUUCAGGAUGUCAGUGAACAUUGCGGCUGCAGGCAAAGGCGUGGAUGCGAACGCGGUGGAUGCCUACGACAGCGGUGAUGAUUGGGAAAUCGGGGUUGGCAAUCUGAUCAUCGAUCUGGACGCCGACCUGGAGAAGGACAGACAGAAAUUCGAGAUGAACAACCCCGCCGGCUCCGCGAGCGCCGGCGGCUCCAAGGAGUGCGGCGGUGCGCCCGGGGCGCCCGCAGCCCUCGCCGACGGCCUGAAAUUCGCUGCCGUGCAGCCCUCCGCUCCCCAGGGGAAUUCGCACAAAGAGACCAGCAAAUCCAAAGUGAAAAGGAGUAAAACUUGCAAGGAUGCUAAUAAAUCUUUGCCUUCUGCUGCCUUGUACGGGAUGCCCGAGAUCGGCGGCGCUGGCAAGCGGCAGGAAGUCCAAGGGCGCCCUGGAGAGGCGGCUGGCAUGAAUUCAGCGCCGGGUCAGAGCGCGGGCGGCGGCGGCGGGGGCGGCGGCGGCGGCGGCCCCAGCGGCCCGGGUCCCGGUCCCGGCCCCGGCGCGCCCACCGCGGGCGCGGGCUCCUGCGCCAAGGCCCGGGACGACAAGCCCGCCAAGAGCCAGGGCAGCCGCGGCGCCAAGCGGGACAAGGACGCGGGCAAAGCCAGAAAGGACAAGCACGACCUGCCGCAGGGCCACCCCGGCGGCGGGGGCGGCCAGGCCCCUAACGGGGGGCACCUCUACGGCUUCGGGGCCAAGAGCAAUGGAGGCGGCGCGAGCCCCUUCCACUGUGGGGGCGCCGCCGCCGGGGAAGUUACCAAAAGCGCGGCGGAUUCGGGGCUGCUGGGAGCAAACUCGGUGUUGGUCAAGAAGGAAGAGGAGGAGGAGGAGAGCCACCGGCGGAUCAAGAAACUGAAGACCGAGAAGGUUGACCCCCUGUUUACAGUGCCAGCACCACCGCCGCCGAUUGCCAGCAGUCUCACGCCUCAGAUUCUACCCUCCUACUUUUCCCCAUCAUCCAAUAUUGCAGCACCGGUUGAACAGCUUUUGGUUCGGACUCGGUCUGUGGGUGUCAAUACGUGUGAAGUUGGAGUAGUCACAGAGCCAGAGUGUCUCGGGCCCUGUGAACCCGGGACCAGUGUGAAUUUGGAAGGGAUCGUGUGGCAUGAAACAGAAGAAGGUGUCCUGGUGGUCAAUGUCACAUGGAGGAACAAGACUUACGUGGGGACUCUCCUGGACUGCACCAAGCACGACUGGGCCCCCCCCAGGUUUUGCGAGUCACCAACGAGUGACCUGGAGAUGAGAGGGGGCCGGGGCCGAGGGAAGAGAGCGAGGUCGGCCGCCGCGGCCCCCGGCUCUGAGGCCAGCUUCGCGGAGUGCCGAGGGCUGCAGAGCAAGAACCGAGGGGGGGCCAAUGGGAAAGGGAGGCGGGGCAGCCUCAAUGCCAGUGGCCGCAGGACGCCCCCAAACUGUGCCGCCGAGGAUAUCAAAGCCAGCCCUUCCUCCACCAACAAGAGGAAAAACAAGCCCCCCAUGGAGCUGGAUCUCAACUCCAGCUCUGAGGACAGCAAGCCUGGGAAGCGGGUGCGCACCAACUCCAGGAGCACCCCCACCACGCCCCAGGGGAAGCCGGAGGCCACCUUCCUGGAUCAGGGCUGCUCCUCUCCUGUGCUGAUCGACUGCCCCCACCCAAACUGCAACAAGAAGUACAAGCACAUUAACGGCCUGCGCUACCACCAGGCCCACGCGCACCUGGACCCGGAGAACAAGCUGGAGUUCGAGCCCGACAGUGAGGACAAGAUCUCGGACUGCGAGGAGGCCCUGAGCAAUGUGGCCCUGGAGUGCAGCGAGCCCAGCACAAGUGCCCCAGCCUACGACCAGGCCAAGGCCCCCGCGUCUCCUGGGGCCGGGAACCCCCCUGGGACCCCCAAGGGCAAGAGAGAGCUGCUGAGCAAUGGCCCGGUCGCCACACUCGGUUCCAAAGCUGGAAAGAAUUCGGGCAAAAAGAAGGGCCUGAGCGCUGACCUCAGCAACCUGCCCGUGAUCUCCAACAUGACGGCCACACUGGACAGCUGCUCGGCGGCCGACGGCAGCUCGGCUGCCGAGAUGCCCAAACUGGAAGCCGAAGGGUUGAUUGACAAGAAGACUCUGGGAGAGAAGGAGAAGGGCCGGAAAGCCAGCAACUGCAAAAUGGACAAGAACCUGUCUAAGCUGAAAGGCGCCCGGCCCAUCGCCCCAGCGCCCGCGCCCACCCCCCCGCAGCUCAUCGCUAUCCCCACGGCGGCCUUCACCGCCACCACCACGGGGACGAUGCCUGGCCUGCCCUCCCUCACCACCACCGUCGUCCAGGCCACGCCGAAGAGCCCCCCGCUGAAACCCAUCCAGCCCAAGCCCACCAUCAUGGGAGAGCCACUCACCGUGAACCCGGCUCUCGUGUCACUCAAAGACAAGAAGAAAAAGGAGAAACGGAAGCUCAAGGACAAAGAGGGCAAGGACUCGGGCAGCCCGAAGACGGACGCCAAGCUGGGGAAGCUGGAGGAGCCCAAGGGGGCGACGGGCAAGGACCUGGCAGGGCAUUUCCUGAAGGACCACCUGACCAAGGGCGAGGGGCUGGCCAACGGCCUGGCGGAGUCCCAGGAGAGCCGCAUGGCCAGCAUCAAAGCUGAGGCCGACAAGGUGUACACGUUCACCGACAACGCGCCCAGCCCCUCCAUCGGCAGCGCCUCCAGGACGGAGUGCAGCACCCUGGUGAACGGGCAGGCACCCAUGCUCACCCAGAACGGGCCCGAGAGCUCGGCGGCGAAGACCAGCAGCCCCGCCUACUCAGACAUCUCGGACGCCGCAGACGAUGGGGGCUCGGACAGCAGGUCGGAGGGCAUGAGGUCCAAGGCCAGCUCCCCGUCGGAGAUCCUCUCUGGCAAGGACGGUGUCGCCAGGGGGCAUCCUGCAGCCACAGCGCAGGUGUCUCAACUGAAGGAGUCCCCCUCCCCCUAUUACCAUGGCUACGACCCUUACUACUCCCCCAGCUACAUGCACCCAGGCCAGGUGGGCACGCCUGCAGCCGGGACCGGCGGGAGCUCGCAGGCGAUGAAGGUGAAGAAGGAGUGUGAGGAAGACGCCGAGAAGAAAGACAAGGCAGAGCAGUUAGAGUCUAAGAAAGGGGACCACGGCGCUGCCCCCCUGCAGCCACAGCACCAGUCAGUGAUCACUCAGAGACACCCGGCCCUGGCCCAGUCCCUGUACUACGGCCAGUACGCCUACGGGCUCUACAUGGACCAGAAGUCCCUGAUGGCCACCAGCCCCGCCUACAGGCAGCAAUACGAGAAGUACUACGAGGACCAGAGGCUGGCCGAGCAGAAGGUGGCCCAGGCCGGCAGAGGAGACUCUGAGCGGAAGCACGAGCUCCCCUUGAAGGAGCUGGGCCAGGAGGACGGUAAACAGAAACACGUGCCGUCGGCCACGGUCUCAAAAGCUCCCUCUACCCCGGAGCCUAGCAAAAGCCAUUCUAAACUAGGGCCUUCCGUGCCUAAUAAAACUGAGGAGACAGGUAAAUCGCAGCUUCUCUCCAAUCAGCAGCAGCAGCUUCAGGCCGACAGCUUCAAAGCUAAGCAAAUGGAAAACCACCAGCUUAUUAAGGAGGCUGUAGAAAUGAAAUCUGUCAUGGACUCUAUGAAGCAGACAGGUGUAGACCCAACCUCGAGAUUUAAACAAGACCCAGAUUCAAGGAGUUGGCAUCAUUAUGUGUACCAGCCCAAAUACCUGGAGCAGCAGAAGUCCGAAGAGCUUGAUAGAGAGAAGAGAUUGAAAGAGGACAGUCCGAGGAAAACCCCUAACAAGGAGGGCGUGGCGUCCAGCCUUCCCGUGUCCUUGGCCAGCAUCAAAGAGGAGCCCAAGGAAGCCAAGCGUCCCGAUUCCCAGCCGAUGGAGGAGAACAAGCUGAAAAGCGACGACCGGAAGACUCCCGUGAACUGGAAGGACUCGCGGGGAAGCCGAGUGGCCGUGUCCUCACCCAUGAGUCAGCACCAGUCCUACAUCCAGUACCUGCACGCGUACCCGUACCCGCAGGUGUACGACCCCAGCCACCCCGCCUACCGGGCGGUCUCGCCCGUCCUGAUGCACAGUUAUCCCGGGGCCUAUCUCUCGCCAGGAUUUCAUUACCCUGUCUACGGGAAGAUGUCGGGGAGAGAAGAGGCCGAGAAAGUCAACACCAGCCCCAGCAUCAGCGCGAAAGCAGCCACUGAGUCGAAAGCCCUGGAUCUGCUGCAGCAGCACGCCAGCCAGUACCGCAGCAAGUCUCCCGUCCCGGUGGAGAAGGGAGCGGCUGAGCGGGAACGGGAGGCCGAGAGGGAACGAGAUCGUCACUCGCCGUUCAGCCAGCGCCACCUGCACACGCAUCACCACACCCACGUGGGCAUGGGUUACCCGCUGAUCCCCGGGCAGUACGACCCCUUUCAAGGCUUGACCUCUGCCGCCCUGGUGGCCUCCCAGCAGGUGGCUGCCCAGGCCUCUGCGUCAGGAAUGUUUCCUGCACAGAGAAGGUGA
Molecule: messenger RNA, 5129 nt
Organism: Lepus europaeus (European hare)
Lineage: Eukaryota; Metazoa; Chordata; Mammalia; Lagomorpha; Leporidae
Gene: ZNF608
Product: zinc finger protein 608
Exons: 10
Coding region: 624-5129 (1501 amino acids)
Biological process (GO): regulation of transcription by RNA polymerase II
Cellular component (GO): nucleus
Source: RefSeq, a predicted model, not a curated record